GUGGCAUCGCCACCUUCGCUUUCAUAUAAAGGAGCCAGCCGAGCCACCUCCCCCCAAGUCCCCAACGCCAACCUGCCGAUUGCCACAUCUUUUUGGCACCCUUUCUCUCCCGAACCUUCCUGUCUUUGGUGUUCUUCACAUGGCCGUGCAAGCGCAGUACGGCGGCGUUCCGGCGCCGUGUUUCCCCCGCGUCCAUGCGGCAUACGACGCCGAGGCGCAGGAGUACGGCGCGUUCCUCCCCGCGGCCGCGGCCAACCAUCACGGCUUCUACAACAACUGCGCCAGCGGCGCGCAGAGCGACCUGACGUGCAACAACAACGGCGCCGGCGUAGGAGCGCUGGUCUCGCGGAAGCGCGGCAGGGAGGCGGUAGAGCAGCACGCGCCGUCGUCGUCGGCCCUGCUGCCGAUCCCGGGCAUGGCGAAGCCUGUUGCGCUGCCAGCGGCGGGCCGGUUCGUGGAGUCUGCCAUAGCGUCGACCAGCGGGCGCCCGGCUGCAGCACCGUCUUCGUUCGCCCUCGACACGCUCGCCUUCUCAGAGCUGUACUAUCAGCAGCACGACGCGGAGAUCGAAGCCACGGUGCGGGCGGAGCUCGAGAGGAUGCGUGCCGGGCUGGAGCAGGCGCGGAAGCGGCAGUGCGUGUCGCUGGUGCGCUCGGCGUCGGCGUCCGCGGCGAGGCGGCUGAGGGAGAAGGAAGCCGAGCUGGACGCCGCCCGCCGCCGCGCGGCCGAGCUGGGCGAGCGGCUUCGGCAGGCGGCCGCCGAGAGCCAGGCGUGGCGGGGCCUGGCGCGCAGCAACGAGGCCGUCGCCGCGGGACUCCGCGCGACGCUCGACCACCUCCUCCUCCGCGCGGCUCCGGCCCCGGCCGAGGGCUUCGGCGAAUCGGACUUCAACUCCCCCGCCGGAGCCGAGGACGACGCUCAGUCCUGCUGCUUCGCGGCGCCCAAGGAGGACGCCGGCGCCGCGUGCUCCAAGUGGGCGUGCAAGUCGUGCAGCGAGGGCGAGGCGUCGGUGCUGUUGCUGCCGUGCCGUCACCUUUGCCUCUGCAAGGCGUGCGAGCCCAGGCUGGACGCCUGCCCCGUCUGCCUAGCCGCCAAGAACGCAUCCGUCCACAUCGCCGACGCCAGCUGAUCAGCAGCCACUGCUCCUGGCCGCCGUCCGAUGAAUGCCCUUGGGGACGUUUCUUUGGAAUUUGUUGUUCCAGCUCAGUAAUUAGCCAGUUAGAUUAAACUAAUUGAUACCGUUCCUAGCUUGUGUUCUUCCCGGGAGACCGGCAGGUUUAGAACAUGGUGAAUUCCAUUUGCCUUUUGUACUGCGGUAAAAUUAGCGCACAAUGGAAGGUUAAGAUCUCUUGCCACGUUAUUAUUCCAAAUCAGGACCCUUUUGAGUUACUUUUCAGCGUAACAUGGUCCGUAAUCUCCUAUUAUUACC
Brachypodium distachyon (stiff brome) is the source of this 1429-nucleotide messenger RNA. RefSeq names its product probable BOI-related E3 ubiquitin-protein ligase 3. The record is from RefSeq and is a predicted model, not a curated record. The transcript has a single exon. NCBI's taxonomy places the organism in Eukaryota, Viridiplantae, Streptophyta, Magnoliopsida, Poales, Poaceae. Gene Ontology annotation, molecular function: ubiquitin-protein transferase activity. The coding region runs from base 140 to 1129 and encodes 329 amino acids.